This is a messenger RNA of Phyllopteryx taeniolatus (common seadragon), 2582 nucleotides long. RefSeq names its product glycerophosphodiester phosphodiesterase domain containing 2 (gene gdpd2). The record is from RefSeq and is a predicted model, not a curated record. Gene Ontology annotation, molecular function: glycerophosphodiester phosphodiesterase activity. The transcript has 17 exons. Bases 497 to 2101 code for a protein of 534 amino acids. Gene Ontology annotation, biological process: lipid metabolic process. Gene Ontology annotation, cellular component: membrane. Lineage: Eukaryota; Metazoa; Chordata; Actinopteri; Syngnathiformes; Syngnathidae.
CUGGUUACAAUCCACCCUCUCUGAUCUGCACCAAUGCAUCAGGGACUUUAUAUUCAGUUCACGGGUGCGCACUGCCAGUGAGAAAGCAGAAAGAAAAUCAGACUGAGACACUUUUCGCAUCUCCACGUAAAAGCCCAGUGGGAUUUGUGCUCCCUACUCUGUGUCUCUAUCUCAAAGAGUUUUUCCCUUGGAUUGCCUAUGACGUCACCACCUGGCAGCGUGCCAGUGCACGUGUCUGAUGACGUCACCUCUCAGGCCACCUGUCCCCAUUGACGUCACAUCCAGCAAAGAGAGAGAGUCUCCCGCUUCAUUCAAAAUGAUGGAUUGCCUAUGACGUCACCACUUUGCAGCGUGCCAGCGCACAUCCGGUCGACGCCGUGAAUGGGGGCUCAGUUCUCCCUUCUCGGAAGCCAGUCAACGUGCUUUGUGGUCCCUCGCUAUCCUCUUCAUCCACUUGUUACGCUGUGAAUGAGGAGGAGAAGAAGAAGAAGAAGAGAUGUCGCCAUUCACUGCUUGCUGCCGAGGCUUGUACAGCUGCCACUGGAAACGCUUGAGGAAAGGCGGGGAAAAUAAAUAUGCAUGCUGUUGGUUCUCAGUCCUCACUCUGAUCACCCUACUGUCCGUGUUCUGGAUGUACAUCUGUCUGGUCACUUCUAAUGACCAAGAGGAUGUCAACUGGAAAGGCUUUGUCAAGCUGCAGCGGUGGGUGAACUGGUUUAUGGUGCUGAUCAUCACCUCAGCAGUGUUAACCAGCUACUGUGUGCUGCUGCUGCUUUUUGCCUUGUUCCAAGUUGCCUUGGGAGAACCACUUAACUUACAUUGGCUGCAUAAAUGCCUUCUAUUCCUCGGUUUACUUUUUAUCUCUCUUGGAAUCAUUGGAAUAAGUCUCCAGUGGAAACGAGAAUGGCCAACUGUACUUCUAUCGUUCCAGGCUACUGCUCCUUUUGUGCAGUUUGGUGCUGUUGGAGGUUUGGUUCUGCUGAGCCCAUUUGUCUUUGAGGGAUUCCACAUGGCCAAAACAAAAUGCUCUCACUUCCUGAUGGUAUCAGUGUAUGCUGCAGUGUCAGCAGCCAUCCUCCUGUGUCCUUUACUCAUCCGCUCACCUUGUCUGAUAGACCACAGCGACCUGCCUCAAAAGCCAAAACUCGUCGGCCACCGAGGUGCACCCAUGCUGGCCCCAGAGAACACCAUGAUGUCGUUCCAGAGGAGCCUCCAAUGCGGCGUGGCGGCCUUCGAGACUGACGUGCAGAUCAGUAAGGACAGAAUUCCAUUCUUGAUGCACGAUCAACACGCAGGCUUUUUAAGGAGAACAACAGACGUCAAAAAGAAAUUUCCCGACAAAGAUUUCAACCUGAGUAGCGAGCUGACCUGGAAGGACUUGCAGAGUCUGAAUGCAGGUGAAUGGUUCCUACAGACGGAUCCUUUCCGUUCAUUGGCCGAGCUUCCUGUCGAAGACAAAGACGAAGCCCGGAAUCAGAGCAUUCCGUCUUUACUGCAGCUUCUGCGCCUCGCCGAGGUCCACAACGUCUCCGUCAUAUUUGACCUGUACAGUCCCUAUCAAGAGAUUGACACCGUGGAUGUGGUCAGAACCAUCCUGGUGUCUGAGGUGGACCCAAACCUGGUCUUGUGGCUUCCUCCUGCAGAAAGAGACUACGUGAAAACAGCUGCUCCGGGCUUCAUCCACAUCUACAACAAUGAACAUGACAUGUUUAAAGAUGGAGGAAGCCAUCUUAAUCUGCAAUACAGCAAAUUGAGCAUGUUGAAAAUCAGGGAACUUGUGGGUCAAAACGUGACGUUGAACAUGUGGGUGGUCAACGAAUCGUGGCUCUUUUCAUUGCUGUGGUGUGCUGGGGUCAGCUCGGUCACCACCAAUGCUUGCCACCUGCUUAAGGACAUGGAGCGGCCCGACUGGAUCAUGCCCCAUCGGAUGUACACAAUGGUAUGGAUUACAGUGGACGUUGUGUCUAUUGUGUUGAUAAUUGGAUUGUACUUCUUCCAGCAGAAAGGUUAUUGCUGCCAAAGUAAAGUGUCCAAGAAAGAAAGGAAAAACGUGUUGACCUGGAAUGAGAAUGAACUGUCGCCUUUCUUACCAACUGUGUAGCACUGCUACUACAACAACUGCUACUGUACUAUUGCCACUAAUACUGUACUGCAUUGGAGUCCCAUGGUGAAGUCAUGAAGGAAAGCGCACACAUUCUCAAUCCAGAUGUUUCAGCACAGGCUCAUUGUCAUCAUUUUGCAAGAUACUGCAGUUUAAUUUGCUGCUUUAUCCUGAAUAUAGUUAGACACUAUUUAUUGUUUUUGUGUUGUUGUUUUGUUUGAACAGUGUCUCCCUAUUGCUUGAAUAAGGUUGUGUAACCUAAUUGAAAAGCAGUACAUAUUUUCACUCUUACAGACAUGUAUCAUCAAUAGAAUGCUUUUAUGUAAAUAUGAGUCACUGCAAUCAAAUAUUGUUUCAUAAUACUCCUGAUUGUGAUAUUACCUGCGCCCACAGCAACAAAAGCCAAAUGUCAAAUUGCAAAUGUUUCCAUUGCAAUUAUAUGACAGUGUUUUUUUGCAAUAAAUAAAACUAAAUAUUCUAA